AUGUGUAGCCCGUAUCGUGUAAACACCCUAACUGGAAAGCACAGUAUCGAAGGUCGACAUCUUACUUUGCUCUCAAGGCCUCACGCCAUAGACUUUCCCUUCCCAGGAGUUCCUGCCCUGCCACUCGCUCGCCCACCUGGGCGUGAGCCGCUACGUCGAAAUCCAUCAUGGGAGGAAGACAGCCUCAAAGUCCACAGGCAUAUCUCGAACUCCGCAAAAGAGCAUAUCGAUUUCAGGGGUCGCAUGUGGAUCCCUUGCUAUCAGUUCUUCCAGCAUAACUUCUUAUCGAGGAGUAGCACGCACUUCUUCUUUAUCCAAAAACUCUCGUCUCAA
Molecule: messenger RNA, 333 nt
Organism: Striga asiatica
Lineage: Eukaryota; Viridiplantae; Streptophyta; Magnoliopsida; Lamiales; Orobanchaceae
Source: the annotation of a GenBank genome assembly